This is a messenger RNA of Miscanthus lutarioriparius, 189 nucleotides long. Lineage: Eukaryota; Viridiplantae; Streptophyta; Magnoliopsida; Poales; Poaceae. The record is from the annotation of a GenBank genome assembly.
AUGGCGCCGAGGAUUUUCCUGCAGCUGGAGAAGAACGUGAAGCAGGUCCUCGUCUUCGACGCCGGCAUGCAAUGGUUUCUCCUUGCGCUCCAGCUAGAUGAAUGUCAAAUUGCUGGAUGGCCGUGGCUCGGAUCGCUCACGGCGUUGCUCAGCCACCGUGCCAUCUUUCCUCCGCCACUCAAGUUCUGA